This is a messenger RNA of Symbiodinium natans, 7698 nucleotides long. Lineage: Eukaryota; Dinophyceae; Suessiales; Symbiodiniaceae. The record is from the annotation of a GenBank genome assembly.
AUGGCCACGGCCGCGGCUGACGGCGAACCCCAAGUGCCAGACGACGACACAGGCCUUGAAGAGCCUCAAAGCCAGGAACCAGAAGAUCCCUGGCAUGACGCUCAGCUUCCUCGUGGCUCUAGAGCUGGAGGCGGCAGCUGGGCGACCGACGCCGAAGAGUACCAGCAGUUUCUCCGCUUCUUGAAUCGUGACAGUCGUUCCAGAGGCAGGGCUUCGCGCCGAAGGGGCGAUGACGAUGACGAUGACGAUGACGAUGACGAGGCUGGCGGCGGCAGGAGCAAUGCUGGACCACCUCCAGCCUGGGACGGCGCGUCGCCGUUCAAGGACUACCUGGUCAGGGCUCGGCUGUGGUUGGCUACGACGAAGACGAAGCCAAGGAGCCGAGGGCCGAUGCUCUUAAAGAACUUGACCGGCGUUCUCUUUGACGACCUGAAGUACCUGGCCAAGGACGAAGCAUGGAUGAAAGCCAACGACAAUGGCGAGCAGAUGCUGAAGCUCAUGGACACGAAGGAGCUCUAUGGCGAGGACGAAAGGGAGGAUAUGUUGAACAGCCUGUUCAAGGUGACGUACGCCAUCCGGCGGAACAAGAACGAAGGCCACAAGGAGUUCUUUGCCCGCUGGGAGAUAGCCGUGCGCAAGCUGAAUGAACAUUCUAUCAGUCUUCCUUCCGAAUACCUUGGAUUCCUGCUCACCAUGGCGCUCCAGCUCAACCAGGAGGAGGUCAAGCUACUGAUGAACUUCACCCAAGGGAAGCUAAGCCAGAAGGAUGUGAAGGAGUGGGCGAGGGUUCACGAGACCAACCUUGACCUUCGCCAGUCCGCUCAGCAGAGCCAGGUCCAGAAGAAGCCCAUUGCCAACGCCUACUACACCGUCGAGCCCGAGACAUCGACUCAGGACUACGAGGACUUCCACGGAGACGGACCAGACGAAGGCAUCGAGGUCCUCCUGGGCGCGAUCGAGGAGCUCGACGGCGAGGUCCCUGGAGAUGAGUCCGGGGAGUAUGACAACGGCACGUUCGACGAGGACGAGGCGAAAGAGAUCCUCUCGACAAUGGUGCGCGAACAUGCGGUGAAGAAGCGCAGCUUUGUGGCGGUGAACCAAGCAAAGAAGGCCAAGAACCUGGCCCGAGGAUAUGGAAGUGGUUCCAGCUACAGUUCUCGGCAGGGACCACCUUCGAAGCACAGUGGCCUUGAAGGCUCCUACAAAGUGAGCAUCUCCGCGCUGAAGAAGCGCACACGCUGUGCUCAUUGUCGACAAGUCGGGCACUGGCACAGAGAGUGUCCCAACAAGGACCAGAAGUCGCCGCAGAAGUCUGGCGACCAUGGAGUUCAUCUUCUUGAAGAGCCUACUCAUGAAGCACUUUUUCUCGGCUUCAACGACUUUCUGAAGCUCAAGGCCGCGGCCCAGGCAAGGACGCAGGACCCGAGCAAUGAGCCCAGUAGCAGUUCCGGAGCACGUUUUGACUCGCAGCUCAACUCCGCAUACAAGGACCGCAGUCUUAUGCAUGAAGUGUUUUACGUUCACAAGCCCUGGAAUGUCUUAGAGAGUCCGAGCCCGAGGGUCUGCACCAUCUCCGCCUUGAUUCUGAUGAUCGGCUCAGCAAUCAACCCUUUGCUUUUACCUCAUCCACGUGUGCAUCCUCAGCACCUUCGCACCAGUAUGCCCAUGGAGAAGAGAGCUCGCAAGUUCCAGGAGCCCAGAGAACCGAGCGACGCGGACUGGCAGUGGAAUCGCAUGGUCCUGCGCUUCAUGAUGGCCAUGACGCAUGCCAUGCAGCAGUCAGUUCUGAACCACUUGUGUGUUCGAGGGCCCCAAGAGGAACUGUACCGCCGUAUGGUCAGCGACCUGCCACGGCUCACGACACACGAGCUGAGGCAAAUGCAAAAGCACAUCAAGCAGAACUUGGAGUGCAGAGAGGUAGAGGGCUUGGAGGAGCAUCAGUGGGAUGCUCAACGACCGUGGAGUCGGGAAGUGACUCCAGAGGACGCAGCUUCGACAAACACCACCGGCUUCAUCUUGGUGCACGACGAGACAGAGCUGAACAGUCCAGUGGUGGAGCGCUGCCAUUGUGGCUUCGAGACCGUGACCCUGGAAACCAGGAAGGAGGGCCGGAACCACGGGCGACUCUUCAAGAGAUGCCCAAACUGGCGGGACGUCACCCAUCGAUGCAACUUCUUCAUGUGGCUGGAGGAGCAGCCGAACUGGAGACCCACGCAGAAUCACGAAGCUUGGGCGCAAGGCACUCCAACUUCGACCACAAUGUCACCGACGCCAAGGACUCCUCCGACCAAAGCUUCCCCGACGGCCAAAGCUUCGCAGACAACGACGGCGAAGCAGCCCGGGACCAAGUCACCUUCCAGCAGCUCGAUGCCACCAACACCAAAGAUGCCCAGCCGAGGACAGGAGUCCAGCCAAGACAACUGCCUACAUCAGUUCACGUGCCAUGCGGGCUCCAACGGCUAUGUGUUCAUCACGAGAUGUCGGGACUGCCAGAAGAUCCUCAAGCGGGAGGCGCGCAGACCAAUGUCGGCGGGGGCCAGCAGCCAGCUGGGCCCAGAGAUGGAGGCGACAGCCCAGAGCGACAAGUCAACGGACGACUAUGCCGAGUUCCAGCAGUUCAAGAAGUUCCAGGACCUCGGCAAAUCCAAGAGCCGAAAGGUGCUUAGUGUGCUCAAGGAAGCAGAGCGGCAAUGGACAGAAGUAGAACGCUGUCUAUGCCAUCCAAAGCCGAGCGAGCCUUUCCAGCAGCUAAAAGAAAGAGCCAGAAGCGAGCUACAACAAGCCAACGGUAAGCGCCAGAAGCACUACCAGGAGCUCUUUAGUCUCAGCCAGCAGGAGCUGCGGACAGUGUCUGAGAUUUACAAUCCACAUAGGCUCAGUAGACGCACAGCUCAGUUUCGCCUUCGGCCAGGCAAGGCGUUUGAUUUGCCGCUUGUCCACGACUUGUUGAAGCCUUCAGUCCAGCACUCCGUGCUGACCUACCUGAAGCAUGAACGUCCAGGACUUGUCAUCGUGUUUCCGCCUUGUGAUGGCUUCAGCGCGUUGAACCACCUGCUAGACAACUUCCGCAAGAAGAACCUAGAAGCUCUCAGAAGAUACCUCAAGAAGCUUAAGCAGGGGAAGGUGCUCCUCAAUUUCGCUAUGAAGGUUUGUCAACUUUGCCAUGAACAAGGAAUGACGUUUGUUUUUAAACAUUCGUGCAGCACUUCGUCAUGGAAGAUGCCUUCAGUGCAGCGGCUGCUCGAGCAACCUGGCGUUCUACAAGUCACUGCGGAACAGUGCAGAAAUGGUCUUGUCAGUCGAAGUGGCCAACAACAGAGGAAGGCCGCUAGCUUGCUGACCAACAACCGUAGAGUCGCAGAGGCUCUGGGCCGUGGAUGUCAAGGGAAGCGCUAUCCCAGCGAACUGGUGGGUGCCAUCCUCCAGGCCUACAGUAGAACAGUCGGCAAGGCGCCGCAGGAGAUUGACUUGGUCGAGGCGGCGAGCGUAGCACGAGAAGACCUUCAAAGAGAUCAGUGCUACUUUUUCCCUGAGGAGCUGGAGGAAAUGGAUGGAGCUGAAGCAAUGCCUCUGGAAGAGCCAGAAGAAAUAGGACAUCGCGAAGAGGUCCCACCAGCGAGAGAGAUGAUGCCCGAGGCCUUCGGGGUCACCGAAGACAUGCUGAAGCAAGUUGGUUGGAAAAAGCUGGACACAGGUGCUUGGAUGUACCUGGAAGAACACACCGAGAAGGUCAAUGGGCCCGAACCCGGCCAUGAGGCCUGGCGGCUCCCUUGGCGAACCUCUUGGACCUGGAAUGGCGCAGACUGGAGCCUGCUAGAGGACGAGGUCCGCUGGCAAGAUAAGGCCCAAGACACCCGCUUGCAGCCCAACACUCGUUACCUCAGCAUAUACCAAGCCAGAUUGGAUCAGCAUGCAGAUCGGCACAUGAGACAUUUUCCCGGCAUGGCGCGUGUGACCUUAGAGAGAAUGAUUCGGAAGGCUCACGAAGGCCUGGGACAUCCUGAGCAUGGUCGUUUUCUUCGUAUUCUCAGGCAGUCUAAAGCGUCGGAAGAAGUUAUCGAAGCAGCCAAGCAGUUCCGGUGCUCCACCUGUGAGGCAUAUCAGCUUCCAGAUCCGGCGCGAAAAGGCGCACCGCCCAAGGAAGAACUCUUCAUCAAUGAAUGGGUUGGGGUUGACACAGUACAUCUUCGUGACCAUCAGAAUCAAGCUGUACCAGCCUUGAACAUCAUUGAUUUUCAUACACACUUCCAGUUGGUGAUCCCUAUGGACAAAGAAUCAGCAGCUGAAGUAAGAAAAGCGUAUCGGCAGUGGGUUCGGUUCUUCGGGGUGCCCCGCAAGGUUAUGUUUGACCUGGGAACAGAGUUCAAAGCCGAGUUUCGCCGUCAGGUGGAGAACGAUGGAAGCGAGGCGUUGCCAAGUUCCCUGGAAACUCCAACUCAACGAGGCCUCACAGAACGGGCCGGUGGAGUGUUCAAGAACAUCCUUUACAAGUCCAUGCUCGACUACCAGUGCCAAAGCCGAGAAGAGUGGAAAGAACUUGUAGACGUAGCCUGUAUGACACGAAAUAGGUUGCUUCUUCGAGGGGGUUACUCUCCCAUCCAGCGCGUGAUCGGAUACACACCUCGUCUGCCAGGUGGCCUCUUGACUGGUGGCGCAGAUGACCACACCAUGGCAGGCCGCAUUGUCAUGGGAGACAGAGACGUGACUAGAUCCAUGAAGAUGAGAAAGGCGGCUGCUGUAGCGUUUCAUGAAUCGGACUGUGACCAAGCCCUGAGAGCCGCUACACUAGCUGGGCCACGUAAGCUUUGCGAUUUCGAAGUCGGCCAGGCAGUCUACUUUUGGCGGAGGGGCGCUGGAAGCACAAAGAAGACGAGGCAAUCAUAUUGGACUGGGCCUGGGGGAAUCGUGAUGACAUCUCUUCCCAAUGCCAUCUGGAUCGCCUAUAGCAACACCUUGAUUAAGGCAGCCCCUGAACGUGUUCGACAUGCAACAGCUGAAGAGAAUAUGUCCAUUUCAGGUUGGUUGCGUGGUAUUUCCAAAACCCGGCAGGACUUCGAGAAGCUUCCAAAGAAGGGGUUCGUAGACCUAACAGGAGACUAUGAGAUGCCGGGCGAACUUGAAGAUGAUCUCCAAGCCAACGAACCACAUGAUGAUACUAGUCCUCUCCAAGACCCUGAACCAGUAUCCGGAGUCCCUCCUCUGCGUAGAGUACGACAGAAAACCGGAGAAUAUGAACAUGCAAAAGAACCACUAGGGCCUCCUCCUGGUCUUACAGAACCCCCAACCGAACCGAGAGGUGAACCAGAAAGAGAACAACCUGAAGUUCCCGCUCUUGAACCUGUAGGCCCUCUUCCCUUCCUGCCAGGUGAAGAGCUCUUCGACCGCGACAUCGACGUCGAAGAGAAUGAGAACCACGAGCGAGGCCAGGGUUCUUCAGGGACAAGUGCUACAGGGUCGUCUGGGUUUGCUGACAACAAGAGGGGUCCAGAAGACAGAGAGCCAGAACCUCCUGGAAAACGUAGUCGAGUACAUCUUCUUGAAGCUUAUGCUCUACAUCUUCAAACGUUAGCAAGGGCUCGACAAAAGAAGGAGGUCAGAGCGACCGACUUCAAAGGAGCGGAUGCGGUCAAGUUGCAGCGAGCCAUUCUGAAAGAAAUCAACAACAAUCUCGGCACCAGGGCGUACGAGUUGCUGAGCUCAGCUGAGUCCGAGCAGAUUCUCAGAGAGAAGCCAGAGAAAGUGAUGGAGUCCAGAUACGUCUUGACAAAGAAGCCCUUGGAGCCAGCAGAGGUCGCCGGCGCCGAGAGUGAAGGGCUGUUGCUGAAUGAUGACACUCAUGGCCCUUGUAAAGCAAAGUGUCGACAUGUCAUGAAGGGAUACUCAGAAGAAUCGGCGCUGGACGUUGAAAGCACCACGCCUCAGAUCAACAGGGAUACAGUGAUAUUCCUGCUUCAAGUUCUCGCCAGUUUGGGUUGGGAUCCAGGUUUCUUGGAUUUCACACAAGCCUUUCAUUCAGGGGAUGCCAUCAAGCGCGAGCUCUACUGCAAACAGCCGAAGGAGGGCAUACCAGGCGCCAAAGCAAGUCAGUUGUUGCGACUGCUGAAAACUUGUUAUGGUCUCACAGACGGGCCUUACGCUUGGUACCAGCAUCUCGACCGAAAGCUCAGACAACUAGGAUACAAGGCAAGUCAAGCAGAUCCGUGUCUGUAUUUCUUGCAUGGCGGUGCUGAUCCCGAAAACCCUGAACUUGAAGGUGUCAUCGGUGUUGCGACUGAUGACUUGUUACACGGUGGCAACGAAAGACAUUGGGCCAAGAUAGCAAGCAUAGCCGCCGAGUACAAGUUAGGCAAGAACCAGAGGGGCACGGGCAGAUUCACUGGUAAGGACAUUGAAUUGCAGGCCGACGGGUCCAUCAAGGUGAGUCAGGCCUUCUACGUGAAGGAGAAGAUCCAGAUCAUAGCCCUGACCCGAAAAAGAAAGCAACAACGGUAUUCCAAGUGCACCCCCCAAGAAAUUGAAGCCUUGAGAAGUUCAUUGGGUGUUUUAUCCUGGUUGUCAAAGGAGACCCGGUGUGAUAUUGCCGGAAGAGUGGCCUUGUUGCAACAAGCCUUCCCAGAGCCCAGAGUUCAGGACCUGGUCGAAGCCAACAAGAUCAGUGAAGAGGCUAGAAAGUACGCCCAUCUUGGCAUCAAGGUCAUGCCGAUUGCGCCGGAACGACUGCGCAUCUCGGUAGUGACGGAUGCUGCCUGGGGUAACACUAGAGAUCAGCCCUGGAUUGAAGACCAUCCCGAUGACUACUGGGAAGAAACCGAAGGAGAGUGGGUGAGGCACCACGUUCAACCAAGGCGCACGACAUUCCACCCUGGCGCGGCGCCAGGUGGACCAGACCUCCACAGCCUGGACAGGAAGAGACAGAUCUCCUUCUUCGCUCCUGAGCCCGACGGGGAGAUCAAGAGUGGCAUAGUUGAAGAUGACUGGUCCGAUGGCCAUGGAGUACGAGUUCUUCAAGACCAACCGUGGACAGGAAGGACAGUGUUCAACAAAUGUCACGACGAGAAGAUCACCAACCAGAAGAUCCACAGCAGUCUCGCCCAACUCCAGAAUCUCAGCAGCCAGGGUGGCCAGAUCAUCCUGUACCACGACCGCUCUCUUUCCGAGACGGAGCAGCCGGCGAUGGCUACGGUGGCUUCGUGGAAGAGUUACCGGCUGAAGAGGAAGACGGUGGACACGCUUGCUGCGGAAGGACAAGCUCUACAAGCAGGGCUCGGCAGCAUUCACUGGCACCGAUUACUCUUCAUGGAAGCCUUUUACGGCAUGCUUUCGGCGAGUGACUGGAGAGAAGUAGCAGGUAGGUUACCUUUUCUUGCUGCAGUGGACUCCAAAUCUCUUUUUGAUGCCGUUAACAAAUGCGCGUGUACAGCUUCGUAUGUUAGCGACAAACGAACUGCCAUUGACCUUGCAGUCAUAAAGGCAGAUUUGGCACAGACAGGCGGAACCAUCCGCUGGAUCGACACAAGAUCUAUGUUAUCGGAUCCACUUACGAAGCAGCAUCCAGGAACAUAUCUAAGAUACGUUCUUGACAAAGGUUUUUGGGCGAUAGCAGAGGAAGGACAUGCUCUUCAGGCCAAGGCCCUGGAGCGGGAAGCAAGACGCUUCUCCGAGAGUAUGUUCCUAACGUUUUGGGAAUUUAGAGUGUGA